AUGAAGACACGGUCAACCAACCUUCGCGUGAAGUUACCUGUGUUUGUGGUUGUCAUAGAGGUGAUUUUUGUUGCCCUGUAUGCUGCCUUUGUCACCUAUGAUGAGCACACUGAUGCCAGAUUUCAGACUAACAAGACUAAUCCAAUGGACAAUGCCAUGUACAAGGACUACCCUUUCUUUAUUGAUAUACAAGUGAUGAUAUUCCUCGGCUUUGGAUGCCUACUGGCUUUUUUUCGACUCUAUGGCUUUGGAGGGAUGGUUUUUAACUUCCUCAUGGCUACUUUUGCCAUCCAGUGGGCCAUUCUGGUACAAGGGUACUUCCAGUUUUGCCAUGACGGCAAGAUCCACCUAGGAGUGAUCAAUCUCAUAAAUGCAGAAUUUGCAUGUGCGGUGGUGCUGAUAUCUUUUGGUGCAGUACUGGGAAAAACCAGUCCAUUGCAGCUAUUGGUUAUGGCACUGCUGGAGGUGCCAGUGUUUGCAGUCACAGAAUGGGCGGUGCUGAAGUAUUUGAGGAUCAAUGAUUCAGGGGGAUCUAUUCUCAUUCACCUCUUUGCCUGUUAUUUUGGCUUGGGCGUCACUUUUGUACUGUAUAGACCUCAUUUAAAUAAAAACCAUGCAAAGGAGAACACCACUUACCAGUCUGACAUCCUGUCUGUGAUGGGAACCUUGUUUCUCUGGGUGUUCUGGCCCUCUUUCAACUCAGCUUUAACCCUAAAAGGAGAUGACCAGCACAGAGCCAUCCUCCACACCUUCAUCGGCCUCAGUGCCUCCACGCUCACAGCCUUUGCUCUCUCUGUGAUGCUGAACAAAAAUGGUAAGAUCACCAUGGCCGAUGUUCAGAACGUGACCCUGGCUGGAGGCGUGACAGUUGGGGCAUCUGUAGAUAUGAUGAUAUCACCUGCAGCUGCGUACGCCUUGGGUAUGAUGGGCUGUACUGCUUGCAUGCUGGGCUACAAGUAUUUGAGCCCCUUCUUAGCUCGGCACCUCAAGAUCCAGGAUCAAUGUGGAAUACAUAACCUGCACGGUCUAACAGGACUUAUAUCCUGCAUUGCGGGGAUAUGUGCUAUACUAAUGGCUAAUGAAGAGGUUUAUGGUCCCAGUUUGUAUGACCUCUUUGCCAACAGAGCACCAGUAAAAGGGGACCCUAAACUGAAAGAGCUGCAGAUGUUGAUUCCCAGUUUACAGCCGGGCUUGGGGAGGACUGCCAAAGAACAGGCUCUCUUCCAGGUCGCAGCUAUGUUCUCCACCAUAGGAGCGUCUGCACUAGGGGGCAUCCUCACUGGCUUUGUUCUAAAACUACCGUACCUUGCAUCACCAUCUGAUGAUUUCUGUUUUGAUGAUGAACCAUUUUUUGACGUCCCUCCACCCCUUAAACCCAUAAACACAAUUAUAGCUGAGGAUUCUACUGCCUAA
Monopterus albus (swamp eel) is the source of this 1413-nucleotide messenger RNA. RefSeq names its product Rh50-like protein (gene rh50). NCBI's taxonomy places the organism in Eukaryota, Metazoa, Chordata, Actinopteri, Synbranchiformes, Synbranchidae. Gene Ontology annotation, cellular component: plasma membrane. The transcript has a single exon. Bases 1 to 1413 code for a protein of 470 amino acids. Gene Ontology annotation, biological process: ammonium homeostasis; ammonium transmembrane transport. The record is from RefSeq and is a predicted model, not a curated record. Gene Ontology annotation, molecular function: ammonium channel activity.